This is a messenger RNA of Sphaeroforma arctica JP610, 211 nucleotides long. RefSeq lists its product as hypothetical. The transcript has a single exon. NCBI's taxonomy places the organism in Eukaryota, Ichthyosporea, Ichthyophonida. The annotation marks the transcript as partial. The record is from RefSeq and is a predicted model, not a curated record.
AUGCAUGCUCUGGACGAGUAUAUCACUGAUAUAUCAGAAGCCUACCGGGAUGAUGGGCCUUUUUCGCCCGAAUUUUUAGUGCCACUGCUGUCCAUAGGUGUGAUAGCGAUGACCAUACCCACACUUUUAGCGCUAGUGUUCUGGCGAACGGCACCGUAUGGCAGAUACAGCGAGAAAACUGGCUGGGGUGUCCUGAUUCCGCCUACUCCUG